GGCAGUUUCACACACCACCUUGACGAAACAAAGUGGUCGACAUGUCUUCCUCAAAAGUUGCAGUGGUAAGCUCAUUUAACUUUAGAAUUUCAGUAUUUCUCCUCAAAUCAUGGCCACCUAUGCAGCUAAGUGCAAAACUUAGGUAGAUGCGCGCCCCUUGAUGAUAGACCAGGGUACUGUUUGCGAUGAUGUCAAUCGUGCAAAAACCUAGCUACAUACCUGAUAUGUUACCGACUGAGUUCGUGUUUUGUGCUACUCUCAUGAUAUUUCAGUCGACAGGGACCACGCUUCAGAGCCCAAGUUUCAGUAUUCUUAUCGUUUAUGUUUUUAUGUGCAACUUUGGUAUUUUAGGACGAGAACCAUGUGGGAACUGAAUUCAACAAAACUGAAAAUCGAAUAAUUUCUUUAAGUGUCAUGCUCGAUUUUAGAUGUUUAUUUACCUUGCAAUUUUCCUCCUAAAAAAUAUUUAGCUGUUAAUUCUAGCUUUGAGUGAUAACAGUACAGCUACAAUUAAUUGCAAGGGACUCUUUUAGUGGGAAGGGUGAGGGCUGGUUUAUGAAUCCAUCAGUUUAACCCUUCAACUCCCAAGAUCUCAUAAGUAAUUCUCCUUACUGUCUGCCAAAUUAUUCUCAUUAUGUUAGUCUAGAGAAUUUGGUAUUGGAUCAAUUAGUAAUCCAAUAAUUGACAUUUUUCUUUAUUUCCAAUGCUGUAGGUUACUGGUGCCAAUAAAGGCAUAGGUUAUGCUAUUGUUCAAAGACUCUGCAAAGAAUUCCCAGGAACAGUAAUUUUGACAGGUACACUUUUAGACAGCAAUGCUUUGGUAAUCUGAUGUGAGCUGAUUGGUCAGUUUAGCCUUGAUGUGGUUGGCUAUAAGAUUCAAAUGGUAUUGUUUUGUCAUUUCUUCUUUAACAGCACGAGAUGAGCAAAGAGGCAAGGAGGCUGUCAAACAAUUAAGUGGUGAAGGACUCACAGUGUCAUUUCACCAGUUAGACAUUAUUUCAUUAGAAAGCAUUGAAAAGUUUAGAAAGUUCGUUCAGGAACAGUAUGGUGGCAUUGAUGUUCUUGUUAACAAUGCAGCAAUAGCCUACAAGGUCUGUUGAUGCCUUUUGUUUUCCUAUAGUUUUCAAUUUGAAGGAUGAUAGAGGGGCUUUUAUUUAGUGUUUUAAGUUAAUCAUUUUAACUUUUGUACAUGAUGACGAUGUUACUUUCAACAUUUCACCAGAGUGGAAAAGCCAGACAGGAAAAAUUUUGGCCAUGUUAUCCAACCCAACCUUUCUCAGUCAAACAAUAUACUCUAUGACUGCUACUUUACCUCUUUCUUCAUUUUUACUUUUCUCUUUAUUCUCACCUUUCCAUAAAUUGAGCUAUGAGACUUUUAGCAGCUCUGCUGGUUUCAUCUUGCACAGCCCUCAAAUUGUGAUUUUUACUGUUUUUCAAUAAAGCAAGCCAAUUGCUAUUUUCGUUUUCGCAGAUGGCAUCUACAGCUCCAUUUACAGAACAGGUUGAAGUGACUCUGCGCACAAACUUUCAGGGCACUCUUGACGUCUGCCAUGCACUUUUCCCUCUCUUGAGACCACAUGCAAGGUAACAUCUCUUUUGCUUUAUGUUAGCCCUUUCACUCUCAGGUUCAAACAAGAAGUACACUUUCAUGUAGACAGGUGAUGAGAUUAAAGACAAAUAUAGACUAGAGGUGAUUACUUUAAUUAUAUUAACAGAAUUCUCAUAACUGAUAUCAGAAAUAAUGAGUGCCAGACAGUAAGGAGAAUUGAUAUGGAGAAUUUAGGAGUGAAAGAGUUAAUUGCUAGAAGCAUAUUCAUGAAGUAAUAAUGUUGUGAAUCUAACCAAAUUUUAUUACAACACACUUCUUUCAACCAUAGUUUGCCAAAUCUUGCAGAAAAUUUUGUUGUCAGGACAACAACAAAGUUGGUCUGAUAUCACAAAUCAUUUCUGUGUGAGCUGUUUUUUUUUGGGAUAACUUAUUAUUCUUGAUAUGAAUUUUUAUUUUCAAGGGUAGUGAAUGUGUCCUCCAGGGCUGGACGUUUGGCUCAGGUGUCAAAAGAAAUUCAAGAGAAGUUUACUUCUCCAACUUUGACUGAAGAAGGCCUUAUUUCCUUGCUGGAUCAGUUUGUGCAGUAAGUUUGUUUGAUAUGUAACUUUCCUACUGACUCUACCUUAGAAGCUCAGUAUCUAACUUUGAGGAUUAUUUUAAUCAUCUUACAUUUUUCUUCGCAUAUAGAAUUUCCUUGAGUAAGUGCCCAAGCACCUAGUCAUAAUUUCAGUACUUAUUAGGAGGAGAGCAUUCGUUGAAGGGUGGGAAAAUUAAAAAAAUUUGAAACCUUUUCUGAUUCCGUAGUGGUGGAAGCCUUAAAAGUUAUGAUUAUAGCAGUAGUAGAGGCAGGUUUUCCUUUCAUCCCUGUUAUUUUAGAAAGUGAAGGAAGAGGGGGGCACUUAUUUGAGAGAGGUGUUUUUAUUUGAUAUUAUGGCCAAAGGGAAGGGCACUUAUCAGACUGCAGGCACUUAUUCAAGGAAGUAUGGUUUAUGGAAAAUUAUCAUAUUUGUCAACUUUGAAUUGAGAGAUUAAAAUACAUUUAACUCAUUAUUGCUCUUUAGAGAUGUAAAGGAUGGCGUCCAUAAGCAGAAAGGAUGGUCCAACUCAGGUGAGAUAUUAUGUAGUCAUGCUGUAUUCUCUUUCGUUCUUCUUGAUAUAUUACAUCUAGUUUGAAAUUAAUAGUGAUUAAUAAUGGUAAUUGAACUGAGUGGGGUGCAAUUUGGGCUGAAAUCAUACGCAUGAUUUCCAAAUAGAACAAGCGCACAGUGCAAGUUCGAUUUGAAAUCACAAGUAUGAUUUCAGACCAAAACUGCAUGACACGAGGUUCAAUUACCACUUUAUUGCAUCCAUUUUGAAAUCACCCAAAUACAGGACUUGGUCAGUUCAAAUAUUUUAUUAAUGCAGUACUGAGCCAGUCUGAAAUUAAAUUCAUCCAUUUUUUGGGGGGAAAAAAGUAAUAGUUUUGGGAAAAAAGUUGCAAAUUUGCUACAUGAUACUCUUUGUCUUUCAUUUUCCUGCAAUUUGAUUGGUUACUUUAAACAAGCCUUGAAAUCUGAUCGGUUUUUAUGUUGUUAGUGUAGCCUCCUCAUUGGCUGGGAAAAAUAUGCAAUUUAAAGCAAAAAAUGGUGCGAUUCAUGAAUAAAUUGCAUCAAUUAGAGCCAAUCAGAUUACAGGGACCACCAGUGAUUUCAAAAUGGGUGUAACAAAUGCAAUUAUACUGGUUGUCAGCAGUGCAAGUUACUCACAUUAACAAAACUCCAGAUGAGGGUAAUUAGCCUUUAGAAACCCUUUAUGCACUCCACUCACUUUCCUUAUCAUUAUGUAUUGGUAUGCUUGAGAAUCUUCUAUAUGAUGAUAGAGUGCUUUUGAUCCACAGCUUAUGGUACAUCAAAAAUAGGUUUGACAGCUCUUAGCAAGAUACAGGCGAGGGCAUUGACAACAGAUCCAAGGGAGGACAUUUUAUUAAAUGCUGUGAGCAGAUUUCACUGAUUAUUUUCUCUGCUUUUGAUUCAUUGUGACCAUUGAUUAAGAUUGAUUAAUCUUUCUAUUAAUUUAUUUUUGGGUUGGAGUAGUGUUGUCCUGGAUGGGUGCGGACUGAUAUGGCUGGACCAAAGGCUCCCAAAAGUCCUGAUGAGGGUAAGUAUUCAACAAAGAUCUCAUGGCAAUUAAAUUUCUCUUUUAUUAAGGUAAAAAAAGCUGUCCAGUAUAUUGCCUUGCUUCUGGCCAUUUUUAAUUUCAGUUUUAAUUUUUAGUUUCCAUGUUGAUCCCUUUAGUAAUAUCUUAAGUUAACAAUUUUCACAAAAUUGUUUAGUCUCGUGGGAUAUAUCCUUCCAAGUGAGCCAUUUCUUUAGAUGCUGUAACUUUUGUUUGUAUUGAAUAGUAUAGCAGCUGAACUGUUACUUUUUAUGAACCUUUCUUGACUAAAGCCUGCUUAAACUAUCAAUAAAUAGCAAAAUUAUUCAGGUUUCUUUGCUAACAUUUUUCUGUAUGGAAAAUCAAAAAGGAAGUAAUCAACAGAAGUUUUUUUGGCCACAAACUCGGUAACAUACCAUUACUGUUUCUCUGAUUCUUCAAUUUAUAACAUGCAAUUAAUUUUUUGGAUAAAGUAAAUUGGACUUGUCUACUUUUUCAGGUGCAGAAACACCUGUCUACCUUGCCCUCUUGCCACCAAAUGUUGGCAAACCUCAUGGGGAGUUUGUUGCUGAGAAGGCUGUGCAUGAGUGGUAACCCAGUGCACAUCAAUAGUAACCUAGUAACCUGCCUGCGCACACUUCAGAAGAGAAGUGCUAACCUGUCAUCCUGUGGCUAAAUAAGAAAAAGGCCACUAUUUAAUGCAAAAAUAUGUUGCAAUAUAUAUCCAUAGACAUUAUUUCAUUGCACAAAAUUGGGCUAUUGUUUUUAAAUCACUCUUGUCUCUUUCAUACCUUUAUCUGUGGCAGAAAGUAAAUGUGGAACAAGCAAUUAUUUUAGAGGUGUCUUUGCAUGGAAACUUUGUAGUUUGUCAGAAGAAUUGGUAAAUAAUUCUCUUUUUAGUGGUUUCAAAUUGUUUCAGUGUCAAAGAAAAGGUAGAUAGUCCAUUGUAGUUGCAGGGUUCUUAACUAGUCUUUAUCAAUCAAACAGAUGUACCAGUAGUUGUAACAGGCUGUUAGUUUUUAAAAGAAUUGCCAACAAUGUUGUGAUGUGAUUAGGGAAUGAUAUUGUCAAAGAGAACAAAACUAGCAAUAAAUAAUAGAUGAUGAUAAGAGAUGAUAAAUUAUUUGAUUGCAUAUUUUGUCUUGUUUGUAGAUGUACUACUUCUUUUCUUUGUUAGCCAACACAUGUAACACAUUCCUUUGUCAAUUGCUUAAGAAAAUCAGUGAUAACGAACAUAUUCAGUUGAUUUAGUUUUCAUACCAAUCCUCCUAGAUGUUCAAAUGCAUGGCUGCAUUACAAUCCUUUAAUAUGUGAUUUGCACUCGUGCAAGUUCUCCCAGAACAUCUGGUUGCCUGUAGAAGGUCAAAAAUCUGAAAGAAAAUAAUCACUUUAUGUUUUAACU
This is a messenger RNA of Pocillopora meandrina, 5084 nucleotides long. The record is from the annotation of a GenBank genome assembly. Lineage: Eukaryota; Metazoa; Cnidaria; Anthozoa; Scleractinia; Pocilloporidae.